This is a messenger RNA of Exophiala spinifera, 1470 nucleotides long. RefSeq lists its product as uncharacterized. The record is from RefSeq and is a predicted model, not a curated record. NCBI's taxonomy places the organism in Eukaryota, Fungi, Ascomycota, Eurotiomycetes, Chaetothyriales, Herpotrichiellaceae. Gene Ontology annotation, biological process: UDP-alpha-D-glucose metabolic process; glycogen metabolic process. The transcript is spliced from 2 exons. Bases 1 to 1470 code for a protein of 489 amino acids. Gene Ontology annotation, molecular function: UTP:glucose-1-phosphate uridylyltransferase activity. Gene Ontology annotation, cellular component: cytoplasm.
AUGCAGGCUUUUGAGAACACCUCCACAAACGUGGCCGCCAGCCAGAUGCGCAAUGCCCUCAACAACCUCGCCGACACGGUGAAAGAUCCCGCAGAAAAGAAGAGAUUUGAAGCAGAAAUGGACAACUUCUUUGCUCUGUUCCGGAGAUACCUGAAUGAUCGAGCCAAGGGAAACACAAUCGACUGGGCCAAGAUCAACCCGCCCAACCCAGACCAGGUGGUGGCCUACGAUGACCUGCCAAACAGCGACGCCGUCGACUUUUUGAAUAAGCUCGCGGUCGUCAAGCUCAACGGUGGCCUGGGUACAUCCAUGGGUUGUGUUGGUCCCAAGUCAGUCAUCGAAGUCAGAGACGGCAUGUCCUUCCUAGACUUGUCUGUCCGACAGAUUGAAUACCUCAACCGCACCUAUGACGUCAACGUUCCGUUCGUUCUGAUGAACAGCUUCAACACCGACGACGACACCGCUUCCAUCAUCAAGAAGUACGAGGGUCACAACAUUGACAUUCUUACCUUCAACCAAUCCCGGUAUCCUCGUGUGCUCAAGGACUCGCUCCUCCCUGCACCGAAGGACUACCACUCUCAGCUGUCCGACUGGUACCCCCCCGGCCACGGUGACGUUUUCGAGUCUCUCUACAACAGCGGUAUCCUUGAUCAGCUCCUUGAGCGAGGCAUUGAAAUCAUCUUCUUGUCCAAUGCCGACAACCUGGGUGCUGUUGUGGAUCUCCGCAUCUUGCAACACAUGGUCGAGAGCAAGGCCGAAUACAUCAUGGAGUUGACCGACAAGACCAAGGCCGACGUCAAGGGUGGUACCAUAAUUGACUACGAGGGCAGAGCCAGACUUCUCGAAAUCGCUCAAGUUCCCAAGCAAUACGUCAACGAGUUCAAGUCGAUCAAGAAGUUCAAGUACUUCAACACCAACAACAUCUGGAUGAACCUCCGGGCCAUCAAGCGUGUGGUCGAGAACAACGAGCUCGAAAUGGAGAUUAUCCCGAACGAGAAGUCCAUCCCAGCUGACAAGAAGGGCGAAGCCGAUGUCAGCAUCAUUCAACUCGAGACCGCUGUAGGUGCAGCCAUCAAGCACUUCAAGAAUGCUCACGGUGUCAAUGUCCCCCGUCGACGCUUCUUGCCCGUCAAGACCUGCUCAGACCUCAUGCUUGUCAAGUCCAAUCUCUACACCUUGAGUCAUGGUCAAUUGGUCAUCGACCCGAACCGAUUCGGUCCGGCACCAUUGAUCAAGCUUGGAAGCGAUUUCAAGAAGGUUGCACAAUUCCAGAAGAGGAUCAGUAGUAUCCCGAACAUUGUUGAACUGGAUCACUUGACAGUUACUGGUGAUGUUAAUUUCGGUCGGGGCAUUGUCCUCAAGGGCACCGUCAUCAUUGUUGCCACGGAAAACAGCACAAUUGAUAUUCCACCCGGAUCCAUUUUGGAGAACGUCGUGGUCCAAGGCAGUUUGAGACUGCUUGAGCAUUAA